Triticum aestivum (bread wheat) is the source of this 516-nucleotide messenger RNA. RefSeq names its product dof zinc finger protein DOF5.1-like. Bases 1 to 516 code for a protein of 171 amino acids. Gene Ontology annotation, molecular function: DNA binding. The transcript has a single exon. The record is from RefSeq and is a predicted model, not a curated record. Lineage: Eukaryota; Viridiplantae; Streptophyta; Magnoliopsida; Poales; Poaceae. Gene Ontology annotation, biological process: regulation of DNA-templated transcription.
AUGUCGGAGCGGGCACGGCUGGCGGGGGUGCCGCGGCCGGUGUCGGGGCUCAACUGCCCGCGCUGCGACUCCACCAACACCAAGUUCUGCUACUUCAACAACUGCCUGCUCUCCGGGCUGCAAUACUCGAUGUUCGGCAGCGCGCCGCUGUUGGCCGACUGCUUCGACCCACAAGACCUUGGUCUUAGUUUCCCCGACUGCCUGCUCUCCGCGGACACUGGCGCCUACGUGGCUGAUGACGGUGUCGACCACAACCACCACGACCCGUUCCUGCACACCAUGGCUGGGCCGCCAGCUGCGGCAAUACCGACCACAAUGGUGGCGAUGCAUGGCAUGAUCCACCUAGGGCUACCGAGCGGCGGCGACCACAAUGGCGAGGAGGGUGGAGGACACCACCAGUUCCACCACCACCAGUCAAUGAUACCAGCCAAGGGAGACCACCACCAGCAGCAACAAAAUUACCCGAGCAGCAGGAGCAUGUCCGGGGAUAUCGCCGAUGGAGGCGGCGGCCGCUAA